AUGCCCGACCGUUGUGUUGUCGGAGGUUGUGGUAAUGAGAACAGCCGUAAGAACGGCAUCUCGUUGCACAGAAUUCCGUUUUUUGGUGAUGAUCGUCCAGAAGCCGUGAGACGCCGCAAGAAGUGGGUUGACUUCGUUCUUCUCACAAGAAAGAAAUGGAGUGCGACUUCUAUAUCUGCGAUUUGUUCCGACCAUUUUAAAGCGGAAGAUUAUGCGCGACAGUUUAUCGCGAUUGACGGACAAUCAGCGCCUAACAGUCAGAGACUUGUUCGAGAUGACAUCGGUAUCGUUGCCAUACCAUCCAUUACUACAAACAAGAAGGCUAAACCUGCAUCUGAGUCGGCUGCAAAACGAUCAAGGCGAAUG
Messenger RNA from Actinia tenebrosa (Australian red waratah sea anemone), 366 nucleotides. RefSeq lists its product as uncharacterized. Lineage: Eukaryota; Metazoa; Cnidaria; Anthozoa; Actiniaria; Actiniidae. The record is from RefSeq and is a predicted model, not a curated record.